AUGGGUCCUAUGGACAACUUCACACAGCCUAUGGACUCUAAUUCGUUGGCCAAGGGGAAGAAGCUCCAUCAGCAAAAAAUCAGUGAGCAUGUCAUGAAAGAAAGACUUCAUAUGUUUAAGAGAUAUGUGGCAAAAUGGUUGUACGUUCGCAGAGUACCUUUCAAUGCAAUCAAUAAUAUAGAGUUUGAUCAAUUGAUUGAAGCUGCUGGUCGCUUUGGGCCGGGUGCAAAGAAGCCUUAUCAGCAUGGGUUGAGAGAGAAGCUGCUGCAAGAGGAAGUUCAAGAUACAAAUGAGAUGUUGAAGGCACAUGAGAAAGAAUGGCACAAGAAUGGCUGCUCCAUUAUGACAGAUGCCUGGACAGAUCAGAAACAAAGAAGCAUUAUGAAUAUGUGUGUCAAUUGUAGCAUUGGUACUAGCUUUCUUGAGUCAAAAGAAGUUUCAACCGAGUCCCACACUAGAGAACUCAUUUUUCAGUAUGUGAACAGCUGCAUUGACAAAGUUGGGGCUAAUAAUGUAGUUCAAGUAGUCACAGAUAAUGCUUCAAACAACAUGGCAGCAAAGGAUUUGUUGUCUGUAGAGAGGCCUAAAAUAAUUUGGACUUCAUGUGCAACUCACACGAUCAAUUUGAUGCUUGAAGGAAUGGGAAAGAUGAAGAAGUUCAAGACCACAAUUGAUCAAGCAAAGUCAUUGACAAUCUUCAUUUAUGCACACCAUAGGACCUUGGCAUUGAUGAGGAAGUUUACAAAGAAAAGAGAGAUUGUUCGGCCAGGCGUGACCAGAUUUGCAUCCAACUUUCUCACCUUGCAGAGUUUGUAUGAGAAGAAGGAGCAGCUAAGGAAGAUGUCUCAAAGUAAUGAGUGGGAGAAGAUAAGCCAUGUCAAGAGUGCAAAAGGAGUGCAAGCCACAGCCACCUUGGUGAGACCAAAUUUUUGGAGUUCUGUUGUACUUUGCUUGAGGGUAUUUGAGCCAUUGGUGAAAGUACUUCGGAUGGUUGAUGGGGAUGUGAAGCCAUCAAUGGCAUUUCUUUAUGGAGAAAUCCUUAAGGCCAAGAAAGACAUCAAGGUGGCUAUUGGAAACAUUCCUGGGGUAGUAGGGUUGUAUAGUUCUAUCAUGGAAAUCAUUGAUGUGAAGAUGAAAAAUAGGAUGGACUGUCCUCUUCACAAGGCUGCUUACUUCUUGAACCCCUAUUACAGCUACAAUAAUGACUCCAUCUUUGAAUCUGAGGAAAUCAUGGAUGGGUUCUUAACAGCUGUAGAAACAUUCUACCAUGGUGAUUAUGAUAACCAAGCCCAAGUACUGAAUGAGGAGGUGCACAAGUUCAAAGACCGUGUUGGUCAUUUUGCAAAACAAGUGGCUGCUGCUAGCUGUAAGGACUUUGACAUGAAUCCUGAUAUGCAAGUUAAAAUUUUUAUCAGUUCUGCAAGUUAG
Molecule: messenger RNA, 1428 nt
Organism: Panicum virgatum (switchgrass)
Lineage: Eukaryota; Viridiplantae; Streptophyta; Magnoliopsida; Poales; Poaceae
Exons: 2
Coding region: 1-1428 (475 amino acids)
Source: RefSeq, a predicted model, not a curated record